ACAAAAGUCUAGUUCACAUCAUAAAACUAUAAAAUUAGAUUUUCGUCGAUAGUUUUGAUUCUUAUUCGAGUUUUCAUACUAAAAAUCAACGUAAUUGAUUACACAUUACUUGAAUCAUAUUUGGAGCAACCAAAAUUUUGAAAAGAAUUCCAAACAUCGGGCAACGAUGACGCACAGCGUGUUUGAAGUAAAUAACCAAUUGUCACAGAACAAUUUCGAAAAGUUUUACCUCGAUUCGAAUUCGGCUGAUGUGAAAUUUGUCUUUGGUGCUGAUCAUGUCGAAACUGUUCCAGCUCACAAAAUCAUCCUGUCAGGCAGCAGCCCAACAUUCAACACUAUGUUCUAUGGUUCAUUGCCCGAACAAGGUGAUGUCCCAAUGGACGACACGUCUGCAGCAGUAUUCAAGGAAUUUUUGCAAUUUUUCUAUUUGACCACAGUUCGACUCACGUCCGAACACAUCGCCGAUGUUACCAAUUUGUGCAAGAAGUACGAAAUGGUCGAAGCAUUGAAACUCUGUGAAGAUCCACUGCAGAGGUCAUUCACCAUCGACGGGAUGUGCUCUGGAUAUGAAUUGGCCAUUCUACUCGAUCUAACCGAUACGAUACAGUUUUGCGAGCAGAAAAUCAUACAGCACGCGGAAUCAAUUUUGAAAUCAACCAGUUUUCUGGAAUGCAAUCGCGAUCUGAUUGACCAAAUAAUUCAGUUGGUGAUACCGGAACUGGAACUAAAACUGAAAGUCGGCAGUGCAUGGGUGAUUGUUAAUGCAUACAUGGCAUGGACAAAAGCUGAAUGUGAACGAAACAAUCUGGAAGAAACCACAGCAAAUCUCAAAGCUCAACUGGGUCAAUCACUUGCUAAUAUUCCGUUUGUUGAUUUGAAUGCGGAACAAUUCGGGCGAUUCAUUGCCACGUACAAUGGUCUUUUGAACGAGUCAGAUUUGAUAACAAUCAUUCAGAAGACCAAGAAAAAACAAGAAGUUGAAAUGGAAAUGAAAAACCAAGCUGACCGCACGUUGAUUUGUGACCGUCGAUAUCCAAGCCCUUCUUCUACCAACUAUUCUGUUUUUAUUUCGAGUUCAAACAGGUUCACCGCAAAUAAACAACUUUGGCUGAAAGAAAUUUACUGCGCACGAUCAACACGUGAUUAUGCUGGGAGUCUAAAUGCAUUAAUCUAUCGCGCUGGCAAUAGAGUGUUGCCAAACCCUUUAUACCUAAUAUUGAUUUCAUCAUCUGAAUUACAUGCUGUACUCGAACAACCGAUACAAAUCGAUCCUCAAGUUGAAUAUGAAGUGGAAUUCUCGGGUGAAUCGUGGGCAGGACCAAGCUUUAAAUUAAAUGUUCAAAUGGGAGAUGGUUAUGAAAUUAAAUUCUCAAACAAUGGAUCAAUUUCCCAACUUGUCUUCCUGAAGCCAGACGCCUGAAAUCGUGCAGCACCAAAAUGGCUCAAGACAAAUUCAACAAUCUCAGUCAAGAGAAGAACUUUUAAGUUGUCUUACUUUGUCAUCUCCAUUCAUUUUCCGUAACUUUUUUUGAAAAUAAAAAAAAAUUCUGUUAAGUUUUUUCUCAUAAACGUACACACAUUUCUACGUUCGUUCUAAGAUUCAACAUUUAUA
This is a messenger RNA of Sitodiplosis mosellana (orange wheat blossom midge), 1612 nucleotides long. Its product is annotated as BTB/POZ domain-containing protein 6-B-like. Gene Ontology annotation, molecular function: protein binding. The record is from RefSeq and is a predicted model, not a curated record. Lineage: Eukaryota; Metazoa; Arthropoda; Insecta; Diptera; Cecidomyiidae. The transcript is spliced from 2 exons. Bases 167 to 1420 code for a protein of 417 amino acids.